Molecule: messenger RNA, 2298 nt
Organism: Cephus cinctus (wheat stem sawfly)
Lineage: Eukaryota; Metazoa; Arthropoda; Insecta; Hymenoptera; Cephidae
Gene: Uck
Product: probable uridine-cytidine kinase
Exons: 5
Coding region: 177-1169 (330 amino acids)
Cellular component (GO): cytoplasm; cytosol
Molecular function (GO): ATP binding; kinase activity
Source: RefSeq, a predicted model, not a curated record
GGACUCGUAAUUUUACAAGUUCUGACUUGAAACGUUUUCUAUUAAUAAAGUAGUAACCAAUUUCAUCCAAGGUGAUGUACUAGAAGAAAUUUUGAGUUUUAUUAAAAAGUUUACUAGGAGUUUUGGCUUUUGUGUUUUAAUCCGAGGAAAAAUAGUAUAAGAACGUGAUCUUGCACAUGGUCGCGCGAUAUCUGUCGGUGCGCGCGCGCCAGAUCGGUAUCCUGUCAGUCCGGUCGAUCCUAUCUUCGAGGAACAACAGUCAGGACUCACACUGUACUAUUCCGGCGGUUUCUUUCUUCUCAAGUUACUCCGGUGGUAGAUUUAUUUCUAGUGACGAUACCUCGGAUUCCUUGACGAUGGCCGACGUGUCUAUGAACAUGGGUAUCACGCGCAAAAUGUCUUUCGGUUUUAAUGGGAAACUCAACGGCGUCGAAGGGAAGACUCCUUUUCUUAUUGGCGUAUCUGGUGGUACCGCUAGUGGCAAGUCUACAGUUUGUAAACGUAUUAUGGAGAAAUUGGGACAAGUCGAUAUGGACCACAUGGAACGGCAGGUAGUCUGCAUAUCACAGGACAGUUUUUAUAGAGAGCUUACACCUGCAGAGAAACUUAAAGCUGAAAAGGGACAGUUCAAUUUUGAUCAUCCUGAUGCGUUCGAUAAUGAUCUCAUACUUCAGACUCUACAAGAUAUUCUUGCUGGGAUCAAGUGUGAAAUUCCAGCUUACGACUACAGGACAAACAGUUUAGUAAAGGAUCAGAUCACCACGAUAUAUCCUGCGGAUGUUGUCCUUUUCGAAGGGAUUCUAGUCUUCUACUUUCCAAAGAUUCGAGAUUUGUUUCACAUGAAACUGUUUGUGGAUACUGACUCGGAUACCCGACUAGCGAGAAGAGUACCUCGUGACAUCAAAGAAAGAGGAAGGGAUUUGGACUAUGUGCUGAAUCAGUAUAUGAAUUUUGUGAAGCCAGCCUUUGAAGAAUUUUGUUUACCUACGAAGAAGUUUGCUGAUGUAAUAAUACCCAGGGGAGCCGACAAUACGGUGGCGAUAGACCUUAUAGUGCACCACAUCUGGGACAUUUUGCGUUCGAAAAAGGCCGAAACUGCGUCCGGGCAGCAUCCAUACAUCUUCCAGCGUAGGCGUACUUCGGCCUCAUCCGACACCCUCAGCAGAUGACCGAUAUAACCAAAUAAAAAAAGCUCCCUCGAUAAAAUGAUACAUUCUACACCAGCUACCAUUAUACACUACCUUUUAUUAUUCAAAAAUCAUUAACGUAUCACGUCCAGAAUAACGUGAACGCGUUUAAACAGACUGCAUAGUUCUCUUAUUUUUUUGCUAAUGAUUUUUUUUCUUUCAUUACAUUACUCCGCUUUUUACUCCGUGUAACCAUAAAAUCAUCUUUGCAUUACACGUUGUCUCGGUUUCAGUAGAUCUUAGUCUGGCGUCUCUAUUUAUAUUUUUCUUCGCAUUACUACUUAUUUAGUUCUCGCUUUACACUGUGAUCGCACUGUCUAAUUUUAAUGUAAUUUUCCACGAUAACAACGAGGGAGGUAGUAUUACGGUUUGAUUCCUAAUCGACGUGCCAUUCAUGUAUUAAAAAUACACGUCGCAAAACACAUUCUGUCGCGUGGCUCCUAUUUUUUUUAUUAAUCACUGAUGUUCAGAAGUAGACUCGAGUAAAUUCCUCGAGAUUGUUUUUUUUCCAGUAUGAUUUUCCUCUAAUUUUAUAGUGUAUAUUCGUCAAUUAAGAUUUUGAUACGUGGAUUAAAUGAAUGAAUACAUGAGCGGGGGAGUAGCUGCGGAAUUCUCGGACAUGUUAAAGCGAUUGUAAUUGAAUAUGUCGUAACGUAAUUACAUGCCUUUUAACAAAAGACUUAUUAUUCACACUGUGAGCAGACUGUUUUUUUUCUGUUUUACCUCAAGAAAACAUUUAUAAUCUAAAGGAAUGCCCUGUCAUUGCAUAAUACUUAUACCUAUUACAUAAAUGUGUGAUUAAAACAGAAAAUUACAUAUAAAGCUGAGAUAUGCGCACUGUAAGCGAUACGAAUGUAUUGUGAUUGUUCUAUUUGAAAAGUACUACUAAAAGUACUGCUAAAAACGUACGGCUAUGGAGCUCAACUCCUAAGAUGUACUUUUAAGCGAAUACCAAAUUGCCUCGUUCCUACCGUUAUUCAGUGCCUGUCCAAUUGCAGAUAAAUUUGGACUAAGUCAAUAAUAGUAUAAUUAAUUGAACAGCCAAAUAGCAUUAUUAUAUUCUGAUGAGGAAAUGUAUUAAAAAAGAAUGUAAUAAACCCAUGGAAAGUUU